AUGGAAGCUUAUUUCCAAUACAAAAGAAUUCGACAGUCAGUUCGCGAGCACUUAUCGGAGCUGGAGAAUAACUGUAGCUGCGAGGGCUACAUUAUUGGAAAUUCCCAUACUGAAAAAUGUGGAAUGAGUCGUCAUAACGGCAGCUCGGAACGGGGUCAUCAUGCCAAAGAAAACAUUUCUGGUGAUUCAAUCCCCGUGGGCUGGGACGGUCCAAAUGAUCCCUUGAACCCUGCAAAUCAAAGUACCGGGCGAAGACUAUUCAUGACCCUCCUAGUCUCGCUCAUAGCAGUCGCAGUCACUGCGGCAUCGGCAAUCGACGCGUGCGGCCUCAAGGAGUAUAGCGAGUAUUUCGAGGUAUCCGAGGUGGUUGGGUCUCUAGCGACAGGCUUGUUUUUGAUCGGAUUUGCAUGCGGUUCCUUAUUAUCAGGCCCGUUCUCUGAGACUUUUGGUCGCAACGUGAUAUACUCGGCGACCAUGCUGGUAUAUUUGAUAUUUAUAAUGGCAUCAGGUCUCGCGCCAAACCUGCACAGUCACCUAAUUUUUCGAUUUUUCGCUGGCUUUUUCGCUUCAACGCCAUUGACGUGUGCCGGCGGCACGGUCGCAGACUUGUGGGAUUCACUAGAGAAGACGUACGCUUUCCCCGUAUAUGCGGUGCCCGCAUUCACAGGACCUAUGAUCGGCCAGAUGAUCGGAAGCUAUAUCCCAGUCACGCUAGGCUGGCGUUGGUUGGAGUGGAUAAUGCUUAUCAUGGGUGGCGCAAUAUUGGUUGCGGUACUCUUGUUCCAGCCCGAGACCUAUGGCAAUCUGAUUUUGUAUUGGAAAGCGUCCAUACUUCGACAGGAAACAGGAGAUGAAAGAUACAGGGCUCCAAUGGAGAUGAAGCGAGAGACACUGGCUCAGCGUUUGAAGGUCUCUGUGUACCGACCCUUUGCCAUGUUUUACUCUGAGCUGAUCAUCAUUUUACUGUCGCUCUAUCUAACUAUUAUGUAUAUUGUCCUCUUCACCUUCUUGGAAGGUUAUGCGUUCAUCUUUGGCGAAAAAUACGGUAUAUCGGAGGGCUUGACUAAUCUCUGCUGGGCUGGCAUGCUACUUGGUGUUCUUCUUGUUUCCUUCGUGGUGCCAGUGGUAUAUAGCUUGACUGCAAAGAAUUGCAAACGGGGAAAAGACACUGCGAUUGCCCCUGAAAUGAGACUUUGGUAUGCCAUGCUUGGAGGUGCGCCUGCAGUGCCAAUCAGUUUGUUUUGGAUGGGAUGGACUAGCAAUCCUUCUAUCUCAAUUUGGUCUCCCCUCCUCGCCUCUGUUCUCUUCGGCUUUGGCAUUACGUCUAUUUUUAUAAUAUGCUACAUGUAUCUCAUCGAUUCCUAUGGUACAUAUUCAGCUUCAGCUCUGGGCUUUCUGGUUUUCACACGAUACCUGGUCGCGGGGGGUAUCACUAUUGCUGGAGACCCAAUUUAUCGGUCUACCAGCGUGUCUUACAUACUCACAAUACUUGGGUCUAUCAGUGCCGCCAUGACUGCUGUACCCUAUUUGCUAUACAUUUAUGGACCACGAAUUCGAAAGAACAGCAAGUACGCGGUGAACAUAGACACAGAAUACUAG
This is a messenger RNA of Penicillium angulare, 1599 nucleotides long. RefSeq names its product MFS transporter. NCBI's taxonomy places the organism in Eukaryota, Fungi, Ascomycota, Eurotiomycetes, Eurotiales, Aspergillaceae. Gene Ontology annotation, molecular function: transmembrane transporter activity. The transcript has 4 exons. The coding region runs from base 1 to 1599 and encodes 532 amino acids. The record is from RefSeq and is a predicted model, not a curated record. Gene Ontology annotation, biological process: transmembrane transport.